CGCGCAGCUUCAUCAAAUGGCCAUGAGGCAAUUGUGAAGCUGCUGCUAGACAACGGCGCCAAUGUCAAUGCGCAGACUGAAUUCAGCAGCGCACUCUGCGCAGCUUCAGAUAAAGGCCACGAGGCCAUUGUGAAGCUGCUGCUGGACAACGGUGCCGACAUCAACGCGCAGACUGCAUGGAGCAACGCACUCUGCGCAGCUUCACGGAGUGGCCAUGAGGCCAUUGUGAAGCUGCUGCUGGACAAC
Messenger RNA from Aaosphaeria arxii CBS 175.79, 246 nucleotides. Its product is annotated as ankyrin. Gene Ontology annotation, molecular function: protein binding. The annotation marks the transcript as partial. Lineage: Eukaryota; Fungi; Ascomycota; Dothideomycetes; Pleosporales. The transcript has a single exon. The record is from RefSeq and is a predicted model, not a curated record.